Mirounga angustirostris (Northern elephant seal) is the source of this 4910-nucleotide messenger RNA. Its product is annotated as cytochrome P450 26C1. The transcript is spliced from 6 exons. The record is from RefSeq and is a predicted model, not a curated record. The coding region runs from base 1689 to 3257 and encodes 522 amino acids. Gene Ontology annotation, molecular function: oxidoreductase activity, acting on paired donors, with incorporation or reduction of molecular oxygen; iron ion binding; heme binding. Gene Ontology annotation, biological process: sterol metabolic process. NCBI's taxonomy places the organism in Eukaryota, Metazoa, Chordata, Mammalia, Carnivora, Phocidae.
ACUUCACAUUUUAAAAAAUACUACAUGGAGGGGCGCCUGGGUGGCUCAGUCAUUAAGCGUCUGCCUUCGGCUCAGGUCAUGAUCCCAGAGUCCUGGGAUCGAGCCCGGCGUCGGGCUUCCUGCUCAGCGGGAAGCCUGCUUCUCCCUCUCUCUCUGCCCCUGCUUGUGUUCCCUCCCUCGAUGUCUCUCUCUCUCUGUCAAAUAAACAAAAUAAAAUAAAAAAUACUACAUGGAAAACAUGGUAAUUCUUCAGGCACAAUAAAGUCUGGAAGUUAGAAGAGGAGCGGUGAACAGCUAGCUCUUUUUUGAAGACUGGAAUGUGGCUGUCCCUCGCGUGCCUUACAUAGCCCUGCAGGGCACUCGGGAUGUCUCCCUGGCUUUGGUUGAGGCGUCCCCGGAUCCGGAGAGACGCCGCCUUUGUACUGCUUGGAGUAGAUCACUGUGGGUUCGUAGCUAUGAUGGUGUGAGAUUCACUUUCUUCUGUAAUACAUACAGCUCUCCUGCCAUUCCCCGCCAACCCUCAGGUUGCACUGUAGGGACAGGGACGCAAGAGCCCAGGGGACCAGACACAAAACACCGGAGAAGCAACCAGGUAGACCAACUGGGGUGGGAUGGGGUGGCCUCCAGAGUGGGAAGGAACGGUGAAUUCAGCCCUAGAGACCCGAAAGGCGCCCCGAGAUACCGGCUUCUGGUGGGAUUAGGGUGUCUCAGUGAAGCUUUGGGCAGCAAUGACACUACCGUCUUUUGCAGGGGCCCUGGAGUGGUAGCUCAGAAACCGGGGCGGUGUGGGGAUGUCCGGGAAUCCCGACCCCGGGUGUCCCUUGUAGGUGUUUGCAAUGCAAGGCAGGCAUCGAAGACCUCCAUUUCCCUGGAAACUGAAACAGAGUAAAGAGGACAAACCCUAAACCCCAGCCCUUCAACCCUGGAGUGCCGAGAGGGGAAGGGCACCUCCAGCCUCGAGGGUGGGGACGCCAGAGAGCCCGCGUCAGCCCAGGGCGCGGGGGUCGCCCACCCGCGGAGCCGCGUUGCACAGCCGGGAACUUCUGGCGCGAAACGGCAGGCCCCGCCCGAGGCUCUGCCACUCCCUACUCCUAGCCCCCGGGUGAGCGUGCCGCGGCCCACCGCCUCCAAUCAUGACUUCGCUCCGAGCGUUUUAAAUAUGCAUGGGCGCGUCACGUUGUAGGAAUCGGGAUCGGUCCACAGGGAGCGGGCCGAUAUCUAUAUAAAUGUGGCCAGGGUGGGCCGAGUAGAGAGGGAGGUGGGGCGGGGGUCUACAGCCCCGGUGAUCGCAGCCCUCGUUGGCAACACCGGUGAGUUGCUCCUCUCUUUGCUCGCCUUUGCCGCUUCUAUCAAAGGAGUGCUGACCCGGGGACGAGGUGGGAGGUGCGCGCGGAUGCCGGGAGGGAGCGGUCCCGAGGCAGCCGGCGCCCCGGCCAGGGACUGGCAUUUGGGCCCAGAAGCCGUCGGGCUAGAGGAAGGCACAUUCCCUCGGGGCGUGUGGUCGCAGCCGCCUUCUACUAUACCAGUCUGCUUCUAGAGCGACGUCCUUUUUUCCAGACCAUAAAUCUCGGUUUGGGCCCGCAAGUCCCAGGCCCUUUCCGGACCGAACAGGUGAGCACUGCGCGCUCCCAGCGCCUCAGCUCUCGCGCCCCCGGCGCUCCGAGCCGCCAGAUCCCCGCAGGCUCGCCAUGUUCCCCUGGGGGCUGAGCUGCAUGUCGGUGCUGGGGGCCGCGGGCACCGCUCUCCUGGGCGCCGGCCUGCUGCUCAGCCUGGCCCAGCACCUCUGGACGCUCCGCUGGACGCUGAGCCGGGACCGGGCCUCCGCCCUGCCCCUGCCCAAGGGCUCCAUGGGCUGGCCCUUCUUCGGCGAAACGCUGCACUGGCUAGUUCAGGGCUCCCGCUUCCACAGCUCCCGCCGGGAGCGCUACGGGACAGUGUUCAAGACGCACCUGCUGGGCCGGCCGGUGAUCCGCGUGAGCGGCGCCGAGAACGUGCGCACAAUCCUUCUGGGCGAGCACCGCCUUGUGCGCAGCCAGUGGCCGCAGAGCGCGCACAUCCUACUGGGCUCGCACACGCUGCUUGGCGCGGUUGGGGAGCCGCACCGGCAGCGGCGCAAGGUCCUGGCGCGUGUGUUUAGCCGCGGGGCUCUGCAGCGCUUCGUGCCCCGCCUGCAAGGGGCGCUGCGGCGCGAGGUGCGCGCCUGGUGCGCGGCCCGCCGGCCCGUUGCUGUCUACCAGGCUGCCAAGGCACUCACCUUUCGCAUGGCUGCGCGCAUCCUACUGGGGCUACGGCUGGACGAGGUACAGUGCGCCGAGCUGGCCCGGACCUUCGAGCAGUUCGUAGAGAACCUCUUCUCGCUGCCCCUGGACGUUCCCUUCAGCGGCCUGCGCAAGGGCAUCCGGGCACGAGAUCAGCUGCAUCGGUACCUGGAGGAGGCUAUUGCAGAAAAGCUUCAUGAAGACAAGGCUGCAGAGCCGGGUGAUGCCCUCGACAUGAUUAUCCUCAGCACUAGGGAGCUGGGCCAGGAGCUCUCAGUGCAGGAGCUGAAGGAGACGGCUGUGGAGCUCCUCUUCGCCGCCUUCCUCACCACGGCCAGUGCCAGCACGUCCCUCGUCCUGCUGCUCCUGCAGCACCCGGCGGCCGUCGCCAAGAUCCGGCAGGAGCUGGCGGCGCAGGGGCUGGGGCGCGCGUGCGGCUGCGCGGCGGGGGCCGCGGGGGGCGGCGCGGGGCCCCGGCCGGACUGCGGCUGCGAGCCCGACCUCAGCCUCGCGGCGCUGGGCCGUCUGCGCUACAUCGACUGCGUGGUCAAGGAGGUGCUGCGCCUCCUGCCGCCGGUGUCCGGGGGCUACCGCACCGCGCUGCGCACCUUCGAGCUCGACGGCUACCAGAUCCCCAAGGGCUGGAGCGUGAUGUAUAGCAUCCGGGACACGCACGAGACGGCCGCGGUGUACCGCAGCCCGCCCGAGGGCUUCGACCCGGAGCGCUUCGGCGCGGCGGGGGAGGAUGCGCGGGGCGCCUCCGGCCGCUUCCAUUACAUCCCCUUCGGCGGCGGAGCGCGCAGCUGUCUCGGCCAGGAGCUGGCACAGGCGGUGCUCCAGCUGCUGGCGGUGGAGCUGGUGCGCACGGCGCGCUGGGAACUGGCCACGCCUGCCUUCCCCGCCAUGCAGACCGUGCCCAUCGUGCACCCGGCGGACGGGCUGCGGCUUUUCUUCCACCCGCUCGCGCCUUCGGCAGCGCGAGAUGGGCUACGCCUCUGACCCGCUGCGCUUCGAGACAGGACUUGGCCAGUGGCGGAGGCGCGCUGUCAGCGCCGCCCAUCUGCGGUUUCUUAGUGCCGGGUCGGGCGCUCGUUCAACAAACGGUCACCGAAUGCAGCUCUGUGCCAGACUUCGAGGGAGGAGGAGCGCGGGCCGGAGCCACGGCGCCCUGGAGAAGCGCCCAGGCCGGCGGGAAGGUGCCUCCUGCGCUCUGCGCCGCGAGGAAGGAAGGGUCGUGAGCCUAGCCUCUUAAGCCUUUCCCAGUAUCUCCAGGCAGAGAUGAAGGGAACAGAUCUUCACCAGGAGUUGCGGGGCCUCGCCCUCCGGCGCCAAGCCCGGGAGGUUGCCUGGAUCUUGGGGUGGCGGGGAGGAUUGCUAGGGCAGGAUUGGACGGCGCCAGAGACCCAGCGGACGCGGCUGGACCUGCAACCCUUAGGAGGAAGCGUAUCUCCGGCCUGGCCUUGGGCCAUAGUAAGACACACCGAGAAGGCGCCCAGCGGAAGGCCCUCAGGCAGCUGACCUCGGCUUGGUGCGCUGAGGCCACUCUGCUGGUCUCAGUCUCGGCGGAAACUCAGAACUCUGGGCGCUUCCAGGGUUCUAAAUGGCUCAACAUCACUGAUUCUGCUGGCGACUUCGUAAAAGAAAAAUUCCUACUUCAAGAACGCGUUUAAUCUUCCCAUAUAUACAGGGGAGAAUGGGCACGGAGAGAUGUCUCUAAGGUUGGAUUAUUUUCAUGGGAGGUUGAGACAUAAUCAGAGAGGUUUGGGAUAUUUCUACCCAAAACAGGAAGGCCAAGAAAAAAGUUUCCUGGCAGCAGUUGAGUGAGGAGGCUAGGGCUUAGCUGGGCAGCUGCUCCCUGGUGGGAAGGUGUGGGGUAGGGGUUGGAGGAUACCCAGGAACCCCCCCCCCCAAGAGUAUGCCAGAACUUUCCUCCUGAGCAGAUCCCAAAAGCUGGGCUGAGAAUUAUGCCUGUGAUAGUUGGCUGCAGAACCCUUCCAGUUUACUACCUCCACCUACGCCACUGCAUAGGAGAAACAGGCAGAAGACUCCCCUGAAGAGCUAGCAAUGGGCUCCUGGACUCCUUGGCCAGUGCUGUCCUCCACCUCAUCACUUACUCCCUGCUCCAGCCUCUGGGCCUGUGGCCACUAUGUAGGGCUCAGCCCUUUGUCCUUUCAUGGUGAUCCCUAGGUUGGCUUAAGGGCUCCAACACAGAGGUUUCCACCAGGGUUUAAAUCAAAGCCAAGAGCCUCCAGCGUCACCAUUCCCAACAGCCCAGUGCAACCUGCCACCCAUCUUCAGACUGGUCAGCUGGACAUGAUGGGUGAGCCAGGGAAGUUGCCGCCCAGGCCCGGAGCUGACCCCUUAGUGAACCAGAAGGAAGCUGGUGCCCUCCUGACCUUAUGCUUAAGGUGGAUCCCCGGGGCCAGAGGGAAAGGGGGAAGCAGCAGGCGCACGCAGGGUCGGUAGCUCAAGAGCUCAGCGGGCCCUUCCGAGCUCGGCUGACACUGCCAUAACCCCCAUCCAGGGCAAUUCAUCACCCACUGCUGACCACAGACCCGGCGCCAGGCCCUGGGCUUGGCAGGCACUGGAGCCAGCAAAAGUGGCAGAGUUGGAGCCUGCCCUCAGGGCGCUCCUGAGGCUGCAGAGACCACA